AUGGAUCCCAGGAAGCCUAUUGAUUUUGAGCAACAUGAAUGGAGAGUUCUGAUACACACUGUCGAGGCUGGGUGCAGGGGAUCCGCUGGAUUAUUCGAUGUUUACCGGGCACUUCUAGAAAUACUUGAGCAGCAUCCGGACCCUGUUAAAGCAGCAUACAGCUUCAUGCAGACGCUUCCUGAGGACGACGUACAAGACAAGCUCUUCCCCUUCUACAGUCAAUCUUCACUUCGUAUUCAACUACAGAGGGCAGCAUUGGUUAACCAGUCAUUAAAGGAACUGCCUGGCAGAUCUGACCAAGUGGAGCUGUAUUCUCGGUUCGGUUUCCUUCAUGCAACUUGUCGGAAGGGAGAUGUAGAUGCUGCUCUUUUGUUGAUGUGCUGGGGCAUUGAACCGCACUGUAAGAAUACAGAGGGAAGGAGUGCACUGGAAGUAGCUACUGCUGAGGGUCAUCUAAAUGUUAUCACUAAACUGGUGGAAAUGGAUGAAGGACUUCUAGAGGAUGUUGCCGAGUUGAAACAGCUUGUCUGCUGUGCCUGUAGAGAAGGGAAGAAGGAAGUGAUAGACUACUGGUUGGAUCACCUGAUAAGACAGAGUCCUAGGCCUGGGCACCUCUUCUCUGAAGAACAUGAUCCCAAUCCGCUUCUAUCGGCUUGUCAAGGUAUCAUAUCUUCAUUCAGGGGAUGAAAAGUUAACGAAAAAUAUUUUUAGGAUUGGGGAUGGGUGGUGGAGUUUAUUCGUUAUCAUUCCAAAUUGCAUUUUUGUUCCAUUGCAACUUAAAAAUUUGCAUUUUAGGCAAUUUAUUCAUAGCCAUCAUUUAUAUAUUUUUACUACUGGUAUGUGGUAUUUCAUACAAAAUUAUUAAUUGUUUGAAAUUUACACAAAAUUAGGCAUGAAAUCUUAUGAAAAGAAAUCAUAGAAGUUAUGAUUUUGUCUCGCCCACUAGAGGUGAAGGCGAGACUUAGGGAUCCAAAUGUCGUCCGUUGUCCGUCCGUCACAAACCUUAUGACACAUAACUCCACAACCGUAAGUCACUUUUCAACCAAACUUGGAUGGUAGAUGGACUUGGGGGACCUGCAUGUUAUGCUGCAGUCGGAGGUCACAUGGUAAGGUCAAAGGUCAUUUUCAGGUCAACGUUAAAGUUUACAUGCAAGACUCUCUCAUGACACCUAACUCCACAACCAGAAGUCACUUUUCAACCAAACUUGGAUGGUAGAUGGACUUUGGGGACCUGCAUUUUAUGCUGCAGUCGGAGGUCAUAUGGUAAGGUCAAAGGUCAUUUUUUCACGUUAAAGUUUACAUGCAAGACUCUUAUGACACCUAACUCCACAACCAGAAGUCACUUUUCAACCAAACUUGGAUGGUAGAUGGACUUUGGGGACCUGCAUGUUAUUAUGCAGUCCGAGGUCAUAUGGUAAGGUCAAAGGUCAUUUUUAGGUCAACGUUAAAGUUUACAUGCAAGACUCUUAUGACACCUAACUCCACAACCGUAAGUUACUUUUCACCCAAACUUGGAUGGAAGAUGGACUUGGGGGACCUGCGUGUUAUGCUGCAGUCGGAGGUCACAUGGUAAGGUCAAAGGUCAGUUUCAGGUCAACGUUAAAUUUUACAUGCAAGACUCUUCUGAGACCUAACUCCGCAACCGUAAGUCACUUUUCAACCAAACCUGGAUGGUAGAUGUACUUGGGGGACCUGCAUGUUAUUUUGCAGUCGGAGGUCACAUGAUAAGGUCAACGGUCAUUUUCAGGUCAAUGUUAAAGUACAACCAAACUUCGAUGGUAGAUGUACUUAGGGGACCUGCAUGCUAUUGUGUUGGGAGGUCACAUGGUAUGGUCAAAGUUCAUUUUGAGGUCAACAUUAAAGUUUAUGUGCAAGACUCUUAUGACAAGUGUUAUUCCAUCCCAGUCAUUUCACAAGGAAGUUUUGAUACAAUUCUGUUGCGUGCCCUCGCAAAUCACUAUAUUUCUGGUUAUUUUCAUAAGUGGGCGAGACACAAAAUUGCUUUUGCCUUGUAUUUGUAAUGAGGGUGGGGGUAAUAGAAACCCAUCAAUUAACCAAUACUACAUUUUAAAAAAGCCCAAAGAAAUAAAGCUGUAAAGUUAAUGGAUUACUGAAAUAAAAUCAAACUCUAUUUAAGCCCCAGUCACAUGUAGACACGGAUCCUCAAAGAUCAACACAGCAAUGCCGGUAUGAAUUACAAAAAAAUAAAAAACCCAAACUUCCUUUAACCAGUAAAAACGCUGUUUUAAUUUUUUACACAAUGCAGUUUACUAUUUGUACAGUAGUUGUUAAGUGCUUGAAAUCUUACAUUACAAAAUUUGAAUAUUUAAUCUUAAAUAAAUAAAGCAUGCUUAUGUCAAGUGUUUAACAACUACUUGAAAGUUCAUAAAGUAAACAGCGUUGUAUAAAAUUGAUAUG
This is a messenger RNA of Lytechinus pictus (painted urchin), 2418 nucleotides long. RefSeq lists its product as uncharacterized. The record is from RefSeq and is a predicted model, not a curated record. Bases 1 to 687 code for a protein of 228 amino acids. Lineage: Eukaryota; Metazoa; Echinodermata; Echinoidea; Temnopleuroida; Toxopneustidae. The transcript is spliced from 4 exons.